This is a messenger RNA of Aspergillus aculeatus ATCC 16872, 1038 nucleotides long. Its product is annotated as deubiquitinase OTU2. The record is from RefSeq and is a predicted model, not a curated record. Gene Ontology annotation, biological process: protein deubiquitination. The transcript has a single exon. NCBI's taxonomy places the organism in Eukaryota, Fungi, Ascomycota, Eurotiomycetes, Eurotiales, Aspergillaceae. Gene Ontology annotation, molecular function: cysteine-type deubiquitinase activity. The coding region runs from base 1 to 1038 and encodes 345 amino acids.
AUGGAGGAGCUGCAAGCCCGACACCGCAAGGAACAGAAAGACCUGCAAGCGAAGAUCACCCAGAAGAAAAAGUCCGCCACCAAGAAAACGCGCAAGGGGAUCAACGAUGAAUGCGAUCGCCUGCAGCGGGAGCUCACGGAGCGACACCAGGCACAGAUUGCGGAGUUGAGCGGCGAGCCCGUGGACGGUAGUCUCGAGGACCUCAGCCUCAACGACAGCAAGUCCGACGAUGAUGAUGACGAAGUUACGAGCAAAGACGACGCCAAAAACUCUACAGAUGAUCCCUCGGCCUCCACAACCACAACGACGACGACGUCGACGCCCCCAAGCAGCAACAGCAGUAGCACCACCACCACCACGGACACCCCGCAGCCCUCCGGCGGCCCGCGCCCCAAGAAACCGAACCGUCAAAAGGCCCGUCUCGCGCGUCGUGCCGCGGAGCAAGCGGCCCAGUCGGCGAUUGCAGCAGAGGAGGCCGCGAACCAGACCGACCACCGGGGCAACGAGAAGGAGGUGAUGGAUGCCGUGUUCAAGCGCUUGCAGCUGAAGGAGAUUGAGAUCAACCCGGACGGACAUUGUCUGUACUCCGCGAUUGCGAGUCAAUUGGACGAAAUGGGUCUGGGGCUCAGACCGGAUCCCAAGAGGAUGGUUCUCCAGGCUCCCACGCAGUCGCGAGUGGAAACGGUCACUUUCCCGAAGCACGAUGGGUACCGAGCGGUCCGGGCGGUGGCCGCGGACUUCAUUGCUGAGCAUAAAGAUGACUUCGAGGCGUUCAUGGAGGAGCCACUGGAUCAGUACACCAGGAAGAUCAAGCUGACUGCCGAGUGGGGUGGACAGCUCGAACUGCAGGCGCUGGCGAGGGCAUACGGCAUCGAGAUCAAUGUUAUACAAGGCGACGGGAGGAUCGAGAAGAUAGAGCCGGGCGAUGUUGAUGGACUUGAUGACGAAGCGAGGGGUAAACGGGUCAUCUGGCUGGCAUACUACAGGCAUACAUAUGGGCUUGGGGAGCAUUACAACGCACUAUCAAAGCAGUCCUAG